This is a messenger RNA of Anolis carolinensis (green anole), 1150 nucleotides long. RefSeq names its product proteasome activator subunit 1 (gene psme1). Bases 258 to 1019 code for a protein of 253 amino acids. Lineage: Eukaryota; Metazoa; Chordata; Lepidosauria; Squamata; Anolidae. Gene Ontology annotation, biological process: positive regulation of endopeptidase activity; regulation of G1/S transition of mitotic cell cycle; regulation of proteasomal protein catabolic process. Gene Ontology annotation, molecular function: endopeptidase activator activity. The record is from RefSeq and is a predicted model, not a curated record. The transcript has 11 exons. Gene Ontology annotation, cellular component: cytoplasm; proteasome activator complex; nucleoplasm.
CUUUGCAAAGUGGGAAGUCCCUUCUCGGUGUUGUUUUUUUUCAAGUUCCCCUUUUCUUUCUUUCUCUCUCUCCUUCUCUCCUCCCCUUUUCCUUUCAUUUUCGCUUUUCAUGCAUGACUUGCUCGCCUCCCUCCUCCUGCCUUUGAAGCCACGUCGAGACUCGCCCCGCGGGUUUUGGGGUUCGCCCGGCCGGUCUUGCCAGCCCCACACCUGAGCCUGCACUCACACCUGCCCAGGUGCACUCACAACAGCCCAGCAUGGCCACCUUGGAGGUGCCCCCAGAAUGCGAGGCCCAGGUGAAGUCCUUCAAGGAGAAGCUCUGUGCUCAGGCUGAAGAACUGGUCUCGACUCGUUUCCCGGAAAAAAUUGUGGAACUCAGCGAUCUCCUGAAGUUCUCGGACCUGAAUGUUUCGGAUCUCAUCUCGCUCCGUGUCGAACUAGACAUCCCGGUGCCGGACCCGAAGAAGGACGAAGAACGGCGCAAAAAGCAAGAAAAAGAAGAGAAGGAUGCUGGCAAAGAAGAAAAAAGUAGCAAGAAGAAAUCUGAUGAUGAGGAGAAAGCCCCACCUUGUGGUCCAAUUUGCCACAACGAGAAGAUCACCGCUUUGCUGAACCGGGUGAAGCCAGAAAUCCAAGGAACAAAAGAGAAACUGAAUAUAAUUUCUCUCUGGCUCCAACUCCUGGUGCCCCGGAUUGAAGAUGGCAAUAAUUUUGGGGUUGCGGUCCAGGAAAAAGUGUAUGAGCUGCUGACUGCAUCCCGAACGAAGCUGGAAGGGUUUCAAACACAUAUUGGCAAGUAUUAUUCUGAAAGAGGCGACGCGGUAUCGAAAGCAUCCAAGAGCCCACACGUGGGUGACUACCGCCAACUUGUGCAUGAGAUCGACGAGGCAGAAUAUGCGGAGAUCCGGUACAUGAUCAAUGAACUUAGGAACAUUUACGCCGUGGUUUACGACAGUGUGCUGAAGAACUUCGACAAGAUAAAGAAGCCCCGGGACGAAAACAAAGGGAUGAUCUAUUAAGUGGAGAGAGAGAAAAAAUUGGAGAUGGAAGACAGACAGACUUCCCGGCAGCCAGGCACUGAAAUUUCCUGCUUCCUUUUUCUCUGUUAACUUACUCCUGACCCUUUGGAAAUAAAGUCAUUUUAACAUUU